Messenger RNA from Hyalella azteca, 4982 nucleotides. RefSeq lists its product as uncharacterized. Bases 95 to 3994 code for a protein of 1299 amino acids. Gene Ontology annotation, molecular function: protein binding. The record is from RefSeq and is a predicted model, not a curated record. Gene Ontology annotation, cellular component: axonemal basal plate. The transcript has 13 exons. Lineage: Eukaryota; Metazoa; Arthropoda; Malacostraca; Amphipoda; Hyalellidae. Gene Ontology annotation, biological process: establishment of protein localization; cilium organization; nervous system development.
CGGAGAUUUUCGUUGACCCGAGAUGUCAGUGACCUCGACGCUCUUGUUCUCGAUGAUACUUCAACAGAAAAAUUGAUGGCAGAUAGUGGAGAACAUGGCUACCCUCACUGGAGAUGUCAGAGUCUGGAGUCUAAGAGAAGAUGUUGUUGUGAGAGAUGCUGAUUUUUCAGCUGUCAGAUAUCAAGACAAGACUGCUGUUAGGAAGGAGCGUAUCUAUUAUGAAGAAAAAAAGCGGUACAUUGAGGCAAGAGGAGGCUGUGCUGCUCCUAAAAACAGUCGCCCCACUCGUCUCAGAGAUGCCAUAAAAGAGUUUGAGGAAUUGCUGGGAGCAGAACAGGUGGUGUGGAGUAGCUGGGGUGCUACUAGCACCGAGUUUGCCACACCAUCUGAUGACGCACAUGAAGCUCUGGCUCAGCAUCAUGAACCUUGCAGAGUUUAUUAUAUGGUGCUGGCGUCUGGUGUUGUGUGUACAGCUCUGCUCAGUGCCGUGUCAGGCGAUCUGCGUGGUCUGACUUCUGACAAGUACAUGACUGGCAAGCUGCUCUCUGAACACCCUGCUCAUGCUGCUAUCACAUCAAACCAUCUGGUGAUCACUUACAAUGACUCCCGCGUGUCAGUGCUCCACAUGGAUGCCUACACUCCUCCAUGUGCCUUGCCACUGCCACUCUCCCAGACCGGGGACUCCACGACAGGCUACACGGCGCCUUUAUUCUCUUCACGACAUCCUGCCCUUUACACUGCGCAGCUCGCUGGCCCUCAUGGCCGCCGCUUUCAGAGGAAAAUUUCUGCUAACUCUACGGGAGACAUGAUUGCUGUGUGGUGGGAGCGAUCCGAAGACGAAGUUUAUCCUUGGUCUCCUCUGGAGCGUGACUGCAGGGACAGAGCAAACAUUCUUAUUUAUGGUCUUCGUUGCGGUCAGCUGUCUUUGUUCGGGCAUGCGCGGUCACACUUGCCGCCCCUCAGUGUUGCGUUCAGCGCGAGAGACGCCAAUGUUUUGCUUAGUGUUGAGCAAGGCUUUGACAAGAAGGGUGGCGUCAGUGUUCUCUCUGUGGUUUAUAAGGUUGGAGAUAGCAAGGUAGAGCGUGUUUCCGUCACAACCAUCCCGUUGGAGGCACCGGUAGCAAGCCACAGCUACAGCCCAAAGGAGGACCGACUGUUUUUGGCAUGCAACAACGGCGUCCUUGCGCUGCACUCGCAUGCAUCCACGCACCUCACGAGAGCCGCUCUCAGCCCCACGCACGUCACCUGGCUGCAGCCUGGGGCUUUACUUGCUGUUGCUAAUGACAGAGGACAAGUCCAGUUCUUUGACAUGGCUCUGAGUCUUGUCAGGGUGCAACUUGGAGGAGAAGAUGGGCUGCCACUUCGUCUGCUCGACUUUGCUGACUAUUUUUGCCACCAGCCAUCUCUUCGAGAUAUUUCUUGGGCUCCCGCUCCGGUCGUCUUCAGUUGUAGUGACACAAAACGAAACUACAACGCUAAUGUGAAGCGCUACUUGGACGUCCGGGAGCAACAUUCUUCCUUAUUACUGGUGUUGCAGUACGUGCGAGGUCCGUUGCUUUGCAUUCGUUUCAAUGCUCCUCACUUUUCACUCACUCAUCCCGUGUCCAACCCUCGGCUGGAUGACCUCAGCUUCUCGUCUUCACUAAGCCCAAACACCGAGGACUCGGAUUCGCACAACACCUCGCAGAUAUCUUACGGCACAACCACGUCCAAUUCUUCGGGCUCUAUUGCUACCAAGAGUUCAGUUAAUAACCAAAAUAGUUCUCAGAAUACUACAGGAAAUUCAUCUGGUCAUGCAUCAAAGGACGACCAAGGCUUGACUGCUCAUUACUGCAGCAUUUGUCCGGACGUCCUAGUUGGCGAGUAUCUUCGUCACGGCCAAGUAGAAGAAGCCAUCAACCUCAGCAGGUCUCUGUGCUGGGAACAAGAUGGUGGUGCUGCUCUGAAAUGCAUCAGCAGUGUCGUCAACUACAUCAUUAGACGAGGACAAAUAUCCCGACCUUCAAAUAGUGUAACUCCGCAUUCUCCAGCACAAGAUGACGGGCAAGACAGAACAUCCGCUCUCACGGUACCAUCACUAAAUUCGUCUCCUGGGCUUUGGGAAACUCGUAUCUUGAAUGCGGCCGCUGUUUUAUCCUCGGGCUUUCUCUCACCAUCGGCACACCUCACGCCUGCCACUGAAGAGCUCUACGGCCCUCCUGUGCGAGCGCUUGCCCGACGAUUGUUCUUCAAGUUACUCAGGAGUGCGUGCCUGCAGUCUGCGUUCUCUCUGGCCCAGGAUCUGGGUGACCCCGACUGCUUUGUCAGGCUGCACCGGUCCGCUGAGCGGGCGGGCUUACCGCAGCUCGCAGCGCAGUCUCUGCGACACGCAAACAGCCUCCGCUCCUCAUCAACGUCUUCUUGCUCUGGCAGCUGCUCGCACAGCGGCAGCUCGUAUUCUGGCAGCAGCAGCGGCAGCUCGUGCUGCGAUGAGGACUGUUCACAUUCCAGCUGUACAGACGGCAGCACCAGCAGCAGUGGCUCUGAGUCUUGCUCCACCUGCUCCGACUCUUCCAGUGACUCAGACUCACAUGAAGGGUUGGAGGAGCGUGGAGAACGCCAGGGUGGGGAUGGGCGCGAAAGUGAAGGCCCUGGAAGUUCGCAACACGACGGAGUUUCCAGAACCCCUGACGACGCUCGCGCUAUUCCCGACCGACCAUUGUUCGUCCAGCAGCCCACGAGUGUUCCUCCGCCUGUCCCUGCCCCCAUCCUGCCGAGAGACUCGAAUAUUUCUUCAGUAGAGGCCGUAGCCUCGUCCACUAUGACUUACUAUGACCCGCCACCCUACACUUCCCAUAAUUUCACUCGUACCGCUUCUGUAAUUAAUCCUUCUGGAACCUCAAAUGAUGUCACGGAAUUCACUUCGAACUCUGGCACUUUGAAAGCAGCUAAUGUUCCGAAGCCAGAAAAUGUGAUUCGUGGCCUCAAACCUACGCUUUCCCAUACUACGGUUUUGAAAAACUCGACCAAGUCUUCUCAACUUCAUGACAUGAAUUUUAAAAUCGAUCUAAAAGAUGAUCUUCAAACCACACGCGCCGUUCCAACCACACAAUAUAAUGACGCUUACGUUCCAAGCUCUGCUCACCAGCUCGUCGCCAACCAGUAUAGUAACUCAAGAAAUGUUACAGUUCUUAACACCCAAUCAAAUGCGAUGCGUCACUAUGGGCCUCUGGAAAAUUCUGGGACAUCUUCUGAUCAAACUGGUGAUCCUUACUCGAAAUCGUCCGGUAAUCCAGUGAGCGCAAUAACGUCUAUGGACGGUAAAGUAACUAUCAACAUAACUCAGAACGAGAGCCUCAUAAAUGUCCAUCGCAACACUAAACGGUCGAGCCACCGCAAGAGCAAAACAAACUCUCGCAAACGCAACGAAAGCUCGUCCGUGAGCGAAGAGUUUUUUCUAGAAAACAAGAGCGCCGUGUCUGAGCAUCGUCAUUCGGGGAAAGAGAUAGAAGUAUGUCACUUCGAACAUAGUCAUGUGGCCGCUCCCAAGUCUCGGCAUGACAAGAAAAAACAGGAAGUCAAUAUUCCAUUUAAAAAUCGUCGGUCCCAACGAAAUCUUACGGAUGCUAUGGAUGCCGCCGAUUCUGCUAUUGCAGCAUUACAUUCUGUCAGGAAAUCCAUGGCCAAUGAGCCUGACUUAAAAGCUGUUCCAACGACUGUGGGGUCAAAUGUUUUUCAAAAUUCCGAUCCAAAAAACCACACCCUUAGUAUUGCUGAGAGUAGUCAAAAUACAACAGGGGCUUCCCACAAUCUUGCAUUAAGAACUCUGCAGUCAGUGCCUAAUACCUUUGAAAAAUCCUCAUUUGUCCCCAAAGAGACUCUUCCUAUGGAUGUUGGUUAUUACAAUGAAGAUACUAUUGACGAAGAAAUGAACAGGAGCCUGUAUCAAGAUCUUUCAACGGAAGAAGAGGAGGGCGGAGGUACCGUUAAAGUUGUUCAUUUUGGCGUCGUGUAAACCCCGCACACAGUUCUCACCUCAGCGGAAUUUUCGAAACUUUUUGUUGCGCAUCGCCUUCAUGAUUGAGAAAAAUUCUCUUCAUUUUUAACUUACUUUUUCUUACUAACAUUAUAAAUUUUAUUUAUUUACAUUUUAUGUUGUUUUUUAAUAAGAAUAAUAAUGAUUAUACGACUACAUUGAAAUAUACAAACAUGCAUAGAAGUGUCGUAGGCUUUGUCCUGACAGCAAUGUCCCAGCUUUACUCCAAGAUUACCCACGAGCAGCUAACUCAUAUUGAAUGCUGAACUCGGACCUUGAGCUGCAUUUCAACAGUGCAGCCCCACAAUCCGAUAUUAAAUCAACGUUGGAACUGUUAUUUUAUAGAAUCAAGGUGAAUUCCACGUGGUUCCAACUUCCUUUGCCUGGUCGGGCAGAUCUUCAAACGUGUGUGCGGACUUUACUUCCUAAUUUUUAUUAGAAUUUGUUACGGUAAAGCCGCGGAAUAUUGAAUUCCUUCACGAAAUGGCAAUUUUUCACGUCUCAACCAUGUCCAAUUUCAGGUGCAAUACUCAAUACAAAAAAUUCAUUUUUCCUUUCAGAUUUAAGAUUUUCCGAAUGUUGCUUAUGUUAUCUUUGUCUUCUUGCAAUUUAUACUUCCGUUGUUAUAGAUCGCAUUAUUUAUUUUUACUUUAUUCGUAUGUUGAGAUUAAUUUUAACUUGUUGAUUGUUAUCUUAACUUCUAACUGUUCUCUAGUUGUUUCUAACACUCAUAUUUCAGUUGAGACUUCUUCCGUGGAAAAUACAAUUAUUAUUCUAUUUAUUAGUGCAUUAUUAUUCUAUAUAUUUCUGUUGCAACUGUAGUCUACUUCAUUUUAUUUCGAGCUUCGUAGUGUCCUGUUUAGUUAAUUCAUCUCUAAUUUGAUAGACUACUUCAUAAUUUAUUGCUCGAACACGAAAAGUGUAAUCCAGAUGAUGGCGCGAAAUAGUAUUUUCAUAAAAUUUUAUA